AUGAAGUAUGACGAUCUGAUUAAACAGCUGGGCGAGCUGGGACCCUAUCAGGUGAGGGUAUACAUCCUCACCUGUCUGCCGGUCAUCGCUGUCUCCAUGCAGACCCUCAUACCUGUCUUUAUCUUGGCAGUUCCCCAGCACAGGUGCCACAAUCCACCGUGGACCAACUCGACCUACACUGUACAAGAUGUCCUCCUUGACCCCAUCAACGCGACCUUGCCCCGGGACACCGAAGGUCAGGAUAGAGAGACCGAAGGACUGGGACUAGAGCAGUGUCAAAUUCGGGUACCCAUACAAGUGUUGGACGGAGGUGAGGGGCAGGUCCAGGAUCCAGCCUUGUACACCUUCAGACCGUGUCAUCACUGGACUUACGACCAGUCGAAUUUCCAAAACACUGUUGUCACUCAGAUGGAUCUUGUGUGUAGGCGAUCCAGUCUCAGAUCCCACGCCAACAUGAUCUACAUGGGAGGUUUCCUCGUAGGAUCAAUCGUUUUCGGCAUCCUCGCUGACAUAAAGGGCAGGAAGCCGAGCUUGAUGAUGGCCGUCACCUUGCACGUGGUGACGUCAGUGCUUGUUUUGUUCUCCCCCAACUACGUCACUUUCGUCGUCUGCCGGUUCCUGACUGGGGUCAGUAACAUGGGCAUCAUGUUGUCUGCCUUUGUCCUGGGAAUGGAGCUGGUGGGCCGGCAAUGGCGGACAGUCGCUGGCGUCAGCAUCAACUUUUUCUGGUGUGCUGGCAUGCUUCUGCUGGAUCUGAUGGCGUAUGGUAUUCGAGACUGGAAACAUUUGCAGCUAGCUGCUUCAUGUUACGCCGUUCUGUUCUUGCCCCUGUGGUGGUUGCUUCCAGAGUCGUCCAGGUGGCUGAUGAGCAAAGGUCGCUUGGAGGAAGCCAGGGUUAUCCUCACGAAGAUCGCAGAGUCCAACAAGAAAGAAAUACCAGAUGAUGCUUUCAAUGAACCAGACAAGGAUGAAGAUCAAGGCACAAUUACUGACAUAUUUCUUCAUCCCGUGUUGGCUUUCCGAUUUGCUGUGGUAUUUCUGAACUGGCUGGUUGUGAACUUGGUCUAUUAUGGCCUGACCUUGAACGUUGGCUCUCUAGGGGGCAGUAUCUAUUUGAACUUUGCCCUGAACGGAUUGGUGGAAACCCUAGGCAACAUCGCCACACUAGGAGCCUUACCUCGACUGGGAAGGAAGAGGUUCUAUUCUCUAGCCAUGUUGUUUAGUGCUGCAGCUUGUCUGUGCUGUAUGAUUCCGGCAUUGGCUAGCAGUUCAGCUCCUGGCUGGAUCAUCGUUUUGUUGUCCAACGUGGGCAAGUUCUGCAUCACCGGUGGCUACUCCACCAUCUACGUGUUCUCUGCCGAGCUGUUCCCUACAGGGCUGAGGAACAGUGUCCUGGGCUCGUGUUCCAUGGUGGCCAGAGUCGGUGCUAUGAUGGCCCCUUACGUGGCUGACCUGAGCCUGGUUGUCGCUGGAGCUGUGGGAGCUUCGCUGCCGUUCCUCGUGUUUGGCGCCAGUGGUCUGCUGGCCGGUUUACUGGCCUUGGCCUUGCCGGAGACCCUCAACAUGGCGCUGCCGGAAACCGUGCAGGAUGCCGUAGAGUUUGGGAAGUCAGAAAUUAUUUUUGACUACACAUCAAACAUAAUUUAUGACUACAAAUGA
This is a messenger RNA of Candidula unifasciata, 1659 nucleotides long. Lineage: Eukaryota; Metazoa; Mollusca; Gastropoda; Stylommatophora; Geomitridae. The record is from the annotation of a GenBank genome assembly.